Drosophila busckii is the source of this 1036-nucleotide messenger RNA. RefSeq names its product probable 18S rRNA (guanine-N(7))-methyltransferase. Gene Ontology annotation, biological process: rRNA (guanine-N7)-methylation. Lineage: Eukaryota; Metazoa; Arthropoda; Insecta; Diptera; Drosophilidae. The record is from RefSeq and is a predicted model, not a curated record. Bases 117 to 947 code for a protein of 276 amino acids. Gene Ontology annotation, cellular component: nucleolus. The transcript is spliced from 4 exons. Gene Ontology annotation, molecular function: rRNA (guanine) methyltransferase activity.
GUUUGUUAUCGAUAGCUCCUACUGCACGUGUCGCAGUGUUUAUUUAUUUGUUUUUCCUUAGCAGAAAGAAUAAUUACAUUUUUAUUAAGCAAACUAAAGAAAUAAAAUAAAGCAGAAUGGCUAGACGACCAGAGCACUCAGCGCCACCAGAGAUUUUUUACAACGACGACGAAGCAAAGAAAUAUUCAUCAAACUCGCGCAUCAUAGAAAUUCAAGUGGAAAUGGCAGAGCGUGCGCUUGAGCUGCUUGCGCUGCCUGAAGAUGAUGAAACGCGUCUUAUAUUGGACAUCGGCUGUGGCUCGGGACUCUCAGGCAGUGUGCUAGAGGACAGCGAUCACAUGUGGAUUGGUGUUGACAUAUCCAAGUCUAUGUUGGAUAUAGCAGUAGAGCGUGAGGUUGCCGGCGAUGUGAUCCUGGGCGAUAUGGGCGAGGGCAUGCCUUUCAAACCGGGCACCUUUGAUGGCGCAAUAUCAAUCUCAGCACUGCAAUGGCUUUGUAAUGCGGACAAAUCCUAUCACAAUCCGCACAAGCGUUUGCUCAAGUUCUUUAGCACAUUGUUCUCCAGCCUAACACGCACGGCACGUGCUGUCUUUCAGUUUUAUCCAGAGAAUUCAGAUCAAAUCGAAAUGGUCACUGCACAGGCUAUGAAGGCGGGUUUUUAUGGCGGCUUAGUUGUAGACUAUCCCAAUUCAGCCAAAGCCAAGAAAUAUUAUUUGGUGCUAAUGACAGGCGGAGCUUCAGAAUUACCGAAGGCUCUGGGUACUCCGGAGGAAGAGCGUCGUAUCAACUACAUAAAAAAACGUGAUGCGUGUCGCGAAGCUCGUGGCAAGGCUCCAAAGAAAUCACGGGAUUGGAUAUUAGCCAAGAAGGAGCGCAGACGUCGUCAGGGCUUGGAUACACGUCCAGAUACUAAAUAUACGGCACGAAAACGUAGUGGACGUUUUUGAGAUGUACAUAUGUAAAUAUACAGAUUUAUUUACAAUUUUCCUAUUUUUUGAACAAUUAGGCUUAACUUAGUUAUGUUUAAGAGAACUAG